Corythoichthys intestinalis (scribbled pipefish) is the source of this 920-nucleotide messenger RNA. It is a transcript of the gene syf2, whose product is annotated as SYF2 pre-mRNA-splicing factor. The coding region runs from base 35 to 751 and encodes 238 amino acids. Gene Ontology annotation, cellular component: catalytic step 2 spliceosome; Prp19 complex; post-mRNA release spliceosomal complex. The transcript is spliced from 7 exons. NCBI's taxonomy places the organism in Eukaryota, Metazoa, Chordata, Actinopteri, Syngnathiformes, Syngnathidae. The record is from RefSeq and is a predicted model, not a curated record.
UUCCGGUCUUCCUCCUUCGGUGUGUAGAGCAGCAAUGGCGUCUUGUAGUGAGGAGAAGACUACACCCGCUGAGGGGGAUCUAACCGAAACCUUCGCUUCUUCAAAAAGAGAGGACAGACUUCGAAAGUUUCGCGAGUUACAUUUCAAACGGAAUGAAGCACGCAAGCUCAAUCACCAGGAAGUUGUUGAGGAGGAUAAGCGACUGAAGCUACCCUCUAACUGGGAGGCUAAAAAAGCCAGACUUGAGUGGGAACUUGCCGAAGAUGAAAAAAAAAAGGCUUGUGCGGCCAAAGGUGAAGACUACAAAAGAGUGAAACUCCUUGAUAUCACUGCCGAUGAUGCAGAGCGGUGGGAGAGAAAGAAAAAGAAGAAGAAUCCAGACACGGGAUUUGCAGGUUAUGCUGAGGCCCAGUUUAGGCAGUAUCAGAGGCUCACCAAGCAGAUUAAACCUGACAUGCAAAACUAUGAGAAACAGCGAGAGGAAUGUGGUGAGGACUUCCACCCCACAUCCAAUAGCUUGAUACAUGGCACUCAUGUUCCUUCCCAGGAGGCCAUUGACCGCAUGGUGGAAGACGUCGAGAAACAGAUUGAAAAGCGGUCCAAAUAUAGCCGACGCAGGGCCUACAACGACGACGCGGACAUUGAUUACAUUAACGAGAGGAACGCCAAGUUCAACAAGAAGGCUGAAAGAUACUAUGGCAAAUACACUGCAGAGAUCAAGCAGAAUCUGGAGAGAGGCACUGCUGUUUAAGUUUGAAUCAUGAACUCUUAAAACUGAAGUGUCUUGCUUUUUGUUGUAGAUAUAUUGCAUAUUUUUCCGUUAUGAUGUAUUUGUUAAAUGUUGUGUGUACGGUAUAAGAACACGCAUUGAAGUAUUAUUGCCCUUAUUUUUAAAUAAACAAGUAAACCACUUUCAGUGA